CCACAGCUGCACCCUGCCUGUGCCUGUGCCCUGGGGAACCCAGAGCCGGCAGGGGCCAAGGCAGUGGGACCUCGGGGGAGCUCAAGCCUCAACUGUCCCCUCGCUGGAGGCUGGAGGCCAAAAUGGUGUCCACGCUGGGCGGCUUGCAGAGGUACUUCCGGGUCAUCCUCCUCCUCCUCCUGGCCCUGACUCUGCUGGUGCUGGCCAGAUUCCAUCUCAUGGACUUAGAGCUGGUCACACCCCUGUCUGGGGGCCAGGCCAAGGGGCCGCCAGUGACCAACAUCAUGUUCCUGAAGACGCACAAGACGGCCAGCAGCACGGUGCUCAACAUCCUCUACCGCUUUGCCGAGACCCACAACCUGUCCGUGGCGCUGCCCGCCGGCUUGCACCUCCACCUGGGCUAUCCCAGGCUCUUCCUGGCACGCUACGUGGAAGGCAUGGAGCCGCAGCAGCACUUCAACAUCAUGUGCAACCACCUGAGGUUCAACCUGCCUGAGGUGCAGAAAGUCAUGCCCAACAACACCUUCUACUUCUCCAUCCUGAGGAACCCCGUGUUCCAGCUGGAGUCCUCCUUCAUCUACUACAAAACCUACGCCCCCGCCUUCCUGCGCGCCCCGAGCCUGGACGCGUUCCUGGCCUCGCCGCGGACGUUCUACAACGACAGCCGCCUCCUCAAGAACGUCUACGCUAAGAACAACAUGUGGUUCGACUUCGGCUUCGACCCCAACGCGCCGCGCAAGGAGAGCUACGUGCGCGCGCGCAUCGCGGAGGUGGAGCGGCGCUUCCAGCUGGUGCUUAUCGCCGAGCACCUGGACGAGUCCCUGGUGCUGCUGCGGCGCCGGCUGCGCUGGGCGCUGGACGACGUGGUGGCCUUCAGGAUCAACUCCCGCAGCGCGCGCUCCGUGACCCGCCUGGCGCCCAAGACCCGGGAGCGCGCGCGGAGCUGGUGCGCGCUGGACUGGCGCCUGUACGAGCAUUUCAACCGCACCCUCUGGGGGCAGCUGCACGCCGAGCUGGGGCCGCGGCGGCUGCGCGGGGAGGUGGAGCGGCUGCGCGCCCGGAGGCGCGAACUCGCGACCCUGUGCCUGCAGGACGGCGGCGCGCCCAAGAACCACACGCAGAUUAGAGACCCGCGCCUGCGCCCCUACCAGUCCGGCAGGGCGGACAUCCUGGGCUACAACCUCCGGCCGGGCCUGGACAACCAGACACGGCGCGUGUGCGAGAGGCUGGUGAUGCCUGAGCUCCAGUACAUGGCCCGCCUGUACGCCCUGCAGUUCCCGGAGAAGCCCCGCAAGGACAUCCCGUUCCUGGGGGCGUAGAGGGGCCGGGGCCGGGGCCGGGGUCGGGGCCUCCUGCGGACAGCAGCCCCUCUCCGCCGUCACCAGGGAGGCCGGGGAUCCUCGCCGGGCUUCUGGGGCGUUGGGAAACCCAGGCCCGCCGGCCACGGCUCUAAAAUGAAGAGGGUGGAGACCCCAGUAAGGAGCCGCCCACCCCGACGAUCCGCCCAGAUCCCUCCCAGAGAGCGCCCUGAGCCUAGGCGGCAGCCCCUCCCCCCGCCCCCAGGUCCUCUGUUCACUGAAUUGAACUGAACAGGAGGGCGGGGGAGUAGGGGAAGCUGGAUCGCAGGUCAGCACCUGCCCGGCAGGACACGCAUGCCCCUGAGCCCCGGGACUCCCGAGGGUCCUGGGCACUGGGGCUGUGGGUCCUCGGAGGAACUCAGAGUGGCCCCCCUGAAUUUCCCGGCGCUGGCGACAAGGUGCUGGUCCCAGAGACAGCUGCAGGCACAGGCAGUGCCACAAAGACCAGCCCGGAAACGGGGCAGGGGCCAGAGCUCAGCCGCUCCUGAAUAGCUCCCCAUCUUUGGCUGCAGGAGAUUUGGUUCUGAUGGAAGGACGUUUUCUACAGAGAUGGCACAGCUGCUCACAAGACCAGAGCUCUAGCUCGGCUCCACGACCCCUGCUGGUCAGCCCCUAAUGCCCCGUGAAGGAGAGGACAUCUCAUUUGCCAAAGGAGACUGGAGUGGUUGGGGGUCCACAUACCCUUGGUUGCCUUGGAGACCAUGUUGGGUGUGGUGCCAGAGGGCAGCUGUGAGCACCCCUCUUUGUCAUUCACACGAGGGACAGAGCCUCCCUGCCUGGCAGGACGUGAUCCCUGGCUGCCAGAGGCUCAGCGGGUAAAGGGGUGCACAUGCUGGGACCAGCCGAUGCCUGGGGCACGCAGGAAACGCAGCUACUCUGCUGCACCCUCAGCCUGGAGGUUGAGACCCCAGCAGUGGAGCUAGGCCUGCAGGUCUAGGUGUGUCCUUGCUUUUUUUCGGGGGGCAGGGAACCAGUAUUUCAAAGAAAAGAGAGAACUCAAACCAGCAGCAUAGGCAGCUCCCUCGGACCCCAGUGUAAUGGGGGAGCUUCAGGAAGAGUGAAUUUUCAGUGAGAGUCGGCUGUGAAGAAUGGCACGAGCUCCACUGAGUCAGAGUCAGCCAGGGACCUCUGCAGGCCACCCUCCCUCCCUCUGCUCUCAGCCCAGGGAAGCCACAGGAGGGGAUUCCGCCAGGUAAAGGGAGAGUGGCCCUGGAGGAGCCCACGUGCCAACAACAGGAGUCCCAGAAGACAGAGAAGACCACAGAUGAGAAAGCAGGUCACGCCGAGAACAAAACAUUCCCGGACCACACCCAGGGUCGGGCUGCUCAUUCCCCAGGCCCAAUAGCGAGAUGCAGAUGAACUGGGGAAGAAGAGAGAUUUUAUUUCUGUAACUGGUUACAGGGAGAUGGCCCGGAAAUGAUUACCAGACUUAACUCCAGAUUACAGAGUUUUUCCAGAGCUUAUAAACCUUCUAGGCUCUA
Molecule: messenger RNA, 2839 nt
Organism: Rhinopithecus roxellana (golden snub-nosed monkey)
Lineage: Eukaryota; Metazoa; Chordata; Mammalia; Primates; Cercopithecidae
Gene: GAL3ST2
Product: galactose-3-O-sulfotransferase 2
Exons: 4
Coding region: 123-1319 (398 amino acids)
Biological process (GO): glycolipid biosynthetic process; glycoprotein biosynthetic process
Cellular component (GO): membrane
Molecular function (GO): galactosylceramide sulfotransferase activity
Source: RefSeq, a predicted model, not a curated record